AUGAAAAAAAGAAAAGAGGAUGACAAAAGCAACAUCGUGUUUGUAGGCGGGUUGCGGAAGAGCACGACGGAGGAUAAAGUGGCUGGUCACUUUUCCAAGUUCGGCCAAGUCGAUAGUGUCGACAUCAAAAGGCUACCAGACGGCACAUCUCGAGGGUUUGCCUUCGUCAAGUUUGUAGAGGUUGAAUCCAUUGCAAAGGUCUUGGAGGCCCAGAGUAGCCACAUGAUUGACAACAAGUGGGUGGCAGUCAAGCCGCACGGUGGAACUGCAUUCACCGAAGAUAAGAACCGAGAAAGAGCCAAGGAAGCAGCUGACCUAGCUCGACAGAAGCAAAAGAAGGACGAUUCUAGAGUGGAAUCUGCCGACGAUUACGAUGAGAAGUGGUCAGAAAAUUAUCUUCAGGCUGCGGCGAAUAUGGGUGCAAACAGUGGCGAGGAUGCAAAGGGUGACGGACAGCAGGCAAAUCCCAUGGCCGCGAUGGGGGUGCGGAGCCUGUCGUUCACUGGGGCAUCAUCACCACAGAAGCACACAGCCGUAGUCAUAGUUGUUCUUCUCCUGACCUGCAAGGCCAUGAUGCAGAUGAUGGGAAUGAUGCAGAUGAUGGGAGGUGGCAUGCCAGGCAUGGGUCAUGCCCGGCUUGCCCCUCUGGUUGUGGAUGUGGUUGCUGCGGCGGCUGUCCUGGAUGCGGAUGCUGCCCCACUAGUUGUCCUGGCUGUGGAGGGUGUCCUGGUGGUUGCGGUGGCUGCCCUGCUUGCGGCGGAUGUGCAGCGGGCAGUUGCGGGGGUGGUGGCUGCCCGACAUCACCUGUUCCGACAGCAGAGGACGCGGCGUUCUGUAGCCGCCGCACUGCUGACCCGAGAGACCAGCAAUCGUCUGCUGCCCUUGUCACUCCAGGAAACCAGCGAGGCAACUGGGUGUGGCCCUGUGAAAAACGAGGGCUAUGGCUCCAGGAUGAAUCUGCAAAGGGCUCUGAAGCUUUAUCUUGCAGAGCUGCAGUUCCCUGCAGGCAUCACCUCCGAGCAGCCUUCUUCUGGCCAACAGGAUGUUGAGCACUGCCGAAGUGUCUGUGACGAGAUGCGGAUAAGCGGGUGCCAUGGCGAGGAAGCCGGUGGGUAUGGAGAAGCUUCCCACGUGGAGCAGGCAGUGGGUCACCAGAGUGCGCUGCACACGCUGAGUGCCAAAAGUGGUGAUUACUGGGACUCUGCUGUGGAGGCUGCCGACACAUCGCCGCUGCCAGAAUCCGGUGGCAUCUUGCCUUUGCGUGCUCACCAAGCUGCUUCAGCGACUGGAGGCAGUUUUCCGAAGGCCGAUGGUUCGGGGUACUGGGAUGGGUAUGCUGACGGAAUCCGGGAUCCAGCUGGGUUGUCGAAGACACAAAACGGACAAAGGCCUGCUUCCAAGCCAGAGGGCCAGAAGAGCAUCAAGAGGAUCAACAGUGGUGCUUACUGGGAUGCGGAGCAAUGGGACCCGGACCAGCGCGUGUACGUGGGUGCAGAGGCCGGGCUCAAGAACCACCUCCAGGCAGUCGACCCAUGCAAAGACACCGUCGACGUUUGGCGAGUAUGGGCUGGUGGUUUGGCAAGUCUGGCGCUAGGCUACGGCGAAGCUGCCGGACCACCCUGCUUCAUGGGAUUGCCACGCCGAGAACUUGAGACUGCUCAUGGUCGUUUCAUGCUCAAGCAUGUAGUGCAUUCCGUGACUGAAGCUUGCGAAGCGAGCUGUUGCACCAAGUUUCUCGCAUGGCGAGUGGCAAAGCUCACCCAGAUGAGCCAAGCCUGUGGAAUGACAAUGAUGACAGCGCCAAAAUCGGGAGACUUUUCGCUCAAAUCAAGAUCAGAUGGGACACUUUUCUCGCAGAAAAGCUUGGGCGCAAGGAUCAACUGUCACACGAAAGUCAGAAAAUGA
This is a messenger RNA of Symbiodinium sp. CCMP2592, 1905 nucleotides long. The record is from the annotation of a GenBank genome assembly. Lineage: Eukaryota; Dinophyceae; Suessiales; Symbiodiniaceae.